GCAGCUUCUGUUCUUGGAAAGCAGUUGUCAACACUGGCCAGAGUUACUUCCCGCGUGUCGCGAGAACAAACAUCUAGAUUUCACGUGGCCAGUUUAGCUGAAUAUAAAUGUAUUAUUAUAACAAUUGUCCGAAAUUGUUGUAACAAACACGCCAAAUCACGGGGGAAAGGGCAAAAAUACCCAUGUGUAGAUUACUUUCUUCUGGUACACGGAACCAGAUAGCUAGCGUUGUUGCUAGCUAGCUAACUGCUGUUCUAGCUAACCAACCAGCUCUGCUCCAGCUGAAAAGUUGAGGGUGAAGCUUGUGGUUGCCUAGACACGGCACUCAAAUCCCCAUUCUGCAAAAAAAUAUAUACAGCUAGCGUUUUCUUGCUAGCAUGCUUGCUAAGCGGUCUUGGAUGUUCGUUUGUGAAGGUUUAGCGCAUUUUUGUUUAUAUGGAACACAUCGGAAUCCUUACAGCCUGGAAAUCUGUACGCUUCACAAGCAGUCCAUAGCUUGCUGAAUUUGUAGUUACAGAUAUCUAGAUAGCAAGUUGAUGUUAUUAGCUAGUGUUAGCUGUCUAGCCAGAACUUGCAAAAGUCAAUCUUCAGUCUUCUUGUUGUGAUUUCAUAUCAGGGGAACGUCGAAUCUUCAGCAUCAUCACUGUGUUGUAGUCUCGGGUUCUCCUCCUCCGUCAGAUGGCGUUCUGCCUGGCUGAGCUUCACUGUUGGUCCUCCAGGAGCUCACUGCAAGUCAAAGAUACAGAUAUUGGCACCUAUCAGUACUAUGACAAAGGAGAGCCAGCCAUCCCAUCAGAGCACCACUACUACAGUGACAAACAGUAUUUCUCUGAAUCUCGCGGCUACUCGUGGACCCCCAGGAACCGUCGUCCGGAGAAGCUCCGUGAUUCGCUUGAGAAGCUUGAGGAGCUGUUGCAGACCAACUCAGUUGCUCACUCCAGAUGGAAGAGCAAGCAUUGCUGUCAGCUCAUGCUGAGCAGUGGGGUGCUGGUGACCCUGACCCUAAACGGACCCCAGCUGGACCGUGUGUGUGUGGACCGGACUCUCGUGGGUCGUCUGCCUGCCGACACUGUCAGUGAUGCCGUGCUCAGUGAUAGGCUGCUGCUGCUGUCGUUCCUGGAGAAGAGUCAGGUGUGUGUUGUCUAUCUGAACAGGAAGAACCAGGGAUCACCUGACACCAGCCACCGACUGGAGAAACUCUCUCCAUCAGAAUUCAAGGUGGUGUGUGUGGAGGUGCGUGGCUCCGCGGGGCGCAGGCAGGGCAGACGUGUGGGUCUGAACUGUCUCCAGGACGUAGCAGUGUGUUGGUGGUCCCUGGCUAACACUAAUGAAGAACUGUGGCCCUGGACCCCUAGCCAUACACACACUGAGAGGGACAACCUAGUGCUACUGAGCUGCUCCAGUACCGAGGGCCUCAAGGUGCUCAGCUCCAUGCGUACCGAGGGUGACCCGUUGGACCUCCGCUUCAGUCUCAUGCAGCCCUACCAGCUUCUGUCCGUGGAGCUGCCUGAAGGACCCCAACAAGGAUCCCACACCACCACCACCGGGACGUCCUGGGCAGACGCCUGCGUGUACGAGUGUGCCCGUGGCCGCCUCCAUCGUCUCUCGGCAACCCGUAUCCCCCUCUCCUCGCGCCCCGUCUCCUGCUCCCGCCACCCCUCCUCGACCACCCUGCUACUGGGCCUCAGCGACUCCUCUCUGGUCCUCUACGAUGAGAGGAGAGGGGUGUCGCUGCUCGCCCCCUGCCCCAUACCACCCGUCCUGAUGGCCUGGCACCCUGCAGGGGGGGUGGUGGUGGUGGGGGGAGGCCAAGGGGAGCUGAUGACCCUGGAUGUGGCCUUGGCUCCCCUAGGGUUGACCCUGGUGGGAGAGGACCCAGCCCCAGCCACCACCACUCUGAGGCUGACCCAGCAUCUGCGCUGUCCUGGGGGGCUGGAGGGGCUGCAGUGGGCUGGGGGGACGGGGCUGGAUGGAGGGGUAGAGGGAGUGGAUACACUGAUGCUGGCUUUCCACGGAGGACCACUGGCCGCACUGAGAUUCAGACUGGGUGCUCUGUCAGGGGGUCAGCUGGGUCCGGGAGAGCUGUUGCAGCAGAGAUUACGCUGUGGCCAGGUGGACCAGGCUCUAGGAAUUCUGGGAGUCAUGGAGUGGAGCACCAUGGGAACUGAGUGUUACCGGGCACUGACCUCUGUCACAGACUACCUGCUGAGGCUAGAGCUGAACCAGACCAGAGAGGCCCAGUUGGAGGCAGCUCUGGGUGUGUUCUACGCUCCGCCCCUCCCCCUCUCUGACUCGGUGGUUCUAGAAUACAGAGGGCCAAUCAGCAAGUACGCCCGACGCUUCUUCCACCACCUACUCAGACACCAGCGCUUUGAGAAGGCUUUCCUGCUGGCGGUUGACAUUGGAGCUAGAGACCUGUUUAUGGAUCUCCAUUAUGUGGCGGGUGAUAAGGGAGAGGUGGUUCUGGCAGAAGUGGCCCAGAGGAAGGCUAAUGAAAUCGAUGCUGAAGAAGGCAUAACGGCCACGUUGGGAAGCCGCGCAGAGCAGGAAGGACCAACAGGAGCUGGCCGCUGGAGGAGAGCCGUGACCCUGAGCCCUGAUCAGGCGUGGCAAUGGAGACAAACAGAAAUGAACCUGGUUGACAGAGAUGUUAGAGUGAACGAAGAGGCAGGGAAGCUGAAAGUAAGUCUCCUCCCAGGCCCAGCCACCCUCCCGUCUCGCUCCUCAGACCGACCUAUCAACACGUGAAGAUGCUGAGGUCUGGCGACGCUAGACAGCCAAUGAAAGACAAGGGAGGAUGAGAACUGUCCCAGCAUGCACGUUAUGCUAUCGGUCCAUCUCGGGGAAGGCCCAGCGGAUCUCUCUCUCUCACUCACACAAUAUCUCAGUCUUGUCGGAUCUCACACACACGAACACACUCACUGAUACAAAUCACAUCCACGUAUGCAAAAAAAAAAGGUCCAGUUCAUUUCCUGGACAAGUUAGUCUGUAAAAACGUCAACAGGUAUUUGAGCCUAUCCAGGGGAUAUGCUUGAAAUGGCGCCCUAUGCCCUAUACAGUGUAUUACUACUGUGUAUGGACCCUGGUUAAAAGUUAGGCAUAGGAUGCCAUUUGGAACGCAACAAGGCUCACUAAGGCAGAAAGUAGCUAGGCCAUAGGGUCAGCAGUUCACACUGAGGGAUAUGGUGCCAUCGGUCCCCUGUCGACCAGGCGAUCGAGGAGGGUGGAGGGAGCCAGAGGAAGACAUCUCCAACCCACAUGGAACCUGUUCUUGACUCAAUACAGCGAUAUGAUGUCAUCCCCACAAACACUGUCUGAGGCUGUUGAUCCCAAUCACUAAUAUAAAUGGUGUGACGGGGUGGGAUUUUAUGACUGACAGUGGAUUGACUUUGUUGCCCUCAGAGACACAGUAUAGCUUUAUAUAUACGACUCUGGUUGUCCUUUACGGACUAUCAUAAAGUUUGUGUUAAGUCUAAAGGAGUGAUCUUAAAGAUGUCAUACAGUGUACACCUUAUAGGGCCCAUAGAUGUUAUUAAAGUCCCUGGUGCUAACAUGCAUAAUGAGUCCUGAUCGUGUUCACAUUUUCAGACGGGUGUAGACAAUUAGAGAACUGAUUGUGAUCAGAUCUUCCAAGUAUAAACUGACAAGAUCAUUACGAAGGACACAUGUUAGUGGCAGGUAUAAACGCGACUAGAGAGGAUAGAGGAAUGCGGCUAAGAGCUAGAUUCAAUCUGUAAUGCGGAAGAUCCGUGCCAUAGUGCUAUUGACAUUUAAAGGCAAUAUUCCCACG
Messenger RNA from Coregonus clupeaformis (lake whitefish), 3790 nucleotides. Its product is annotated as WD repeat containing planar cell polarity effector. The record is from RefSeq and is a predicted model, not a curated record. Gene Ontology annotation, cellular component: axonemal basal plate. NCBI's taxonomy places the organism in Eukaryota, Metazoa, Chordata, Actinopteri, Salmoniformes, Salmonidae. The transcript has 19 exons. The coding region runs from base 679 to 2748 and encodes 689 amino acids. Gene Ontology annotation, biological process: establishment of protein localization; cilium organization; nervous system development. Gene Ontology annotation, molecular function: protein binding.